Molecule: messenger RNA, 156 nt
Organism: Durusdinium trenchii
Lineage: Eukaryota; Dinophyceae; Suessiales; Symbiodiniaceae
Source: the annotation of a GenBank genome assembly
AUGGAACGAAGGUGCCUCGGCCCCGGACGCGGAAGGAACGCAUGGGCGCGGGCGCCCGGCCUGCUGCUGGUGUGGAUCACUGAGGAGAAAGGCGGCUCCAUGGAACUGCGGAGAGGUGAUAUAUAUAUAUAUAGGUCUAUGAGUGAUCAGAUGUAG